AUGUCCAAUGAGAACACGCCACUAGUCUCCUCAUCAUCAACAACCGCAUCUACAACCCUCAACCGCAGGCGCAACAUGUUCUGGACGCUCGGCUGCAUCUACGGCGCGACAGCCGUCUGCUUCGGCGCGUUCGGCGCCCACGGGCUGAAGAAGAAGAUCACGGACCCAGCGCGGAUCGCGAACUUCAGUACCGCGGCUCAUUAUCAGCUCAUCCACUCUGUCGCCCUCCUAAUAGCCUCGCAGGCAGCGCCGGAGAACACGCUGGCCGGCGGCCUGCUCACGGCCGGUAUGACCAUGUUCAGCGGCAGCAUCUACGCGCUGGUGCUGGACCCGGCGCGCUUCCGGUUCCUGGGGCCCGUCACGCCGCUGGGCGGCUUGUGCUUGAUUGGUGGAUGGGCUGCGCUGGCUUUCAAGUGA
This is a messenger RNA of Anthostomella pinea, 417 nucleotides long. The record is from the annotation of a GenBank genome assembly. Lineage: Eukaryota; Fungi; Ascomycota; Sordariomycetes; Xylariales; Xylariaceae.